Vicia faba (fava bean) is the source of this 504-nucleotide messenger RNA. NCBI's taxonomy places the organism in Eukaryota, Viridiplantae, Streptophyta, Magnoliopsida, Fabales, Fabaceae. The record is from the annotation of a GenBank genome assembly.
AUGGGGGAGACGGGAACUAUGCCAAUCCCCAAUCACCAACUGAAAGAGAAACAAAACUUGAGAAAAGAAGUCAAUCGAUCAGCAAGACAUGAAGCCAGGAGCUACUUUUCUCUUAGAUUGGAGACUCAGGGGAUUACUAGAAAGAGGCUCGGCUUAGUAGGUAGCAGUCCCCUAGGUCAGACUUUGAGUUUUCUUUAUUUCCAUCUUAGAGCCUUCCCCAACGGAACAAAUGCUGCUGCUCCUUCUGUUCAGAGUUCGCAUGACUUCGCUCUCGUUGUGCGUGGACUUCCUAAUCGAACUAAGAUGGAUCGGGCUGUUGGCUCAGAGAAGGUAUCUGGAACUGGAAUGUUUGGGCACGAGAGUAACUCGACUUCAAGGCCAAGGUCCGAAGAUGUUGUCAAUCUUGAUUAUGGCAAGGAUAAGGAAGUCCACCGGGAUUGGCUUAAAGCUAAGCCAGGUGCUAUAGGUGAGGAAGGUUUUAGAAAGCUAGAGUCCGGAAGUUAA